AUGCAGUUACAGAAGAGAGUGAGGCUAUCCAUCCAUCUGAUUCGACCAGCCGCCGAAGAACACAAGACAAUGCGGUUGCCGAAUUGGGGACAGAGCUUGGCAGGCUGGCAGUUGGAGAUGGACGCAGCAGAUAUAUCAGUAGCAGUUUCUGGGCAAGUCUAG
This is a messenger RNA of Trichoderma gamsii, 162 nucleotides long. RefSeq lists its product as hypothetical. The record is from RefSeq and is a predicted model, not a curated record. Lineage: Eukaryota; Fungi; Ascomycota; Sordariomycetes; Hypocreales; Hypocreaceae. The transcript has a single exon. The coding region runs from base 1 to 162 and encodes 53 amino acids.